AUGGCAGCCGUUCCUGAUGUACAGGAGGAGUUUAUGGAGUUCUGCAGUGUGAACGAUGAACAGUUCUACGAAGUCGACCACCCCUACUUCGGGAAGAGCUCCGACCAAGGCCCGAGCCCCUGCUCCCUGUCCCAGAGCUGCUCAGCCUGCGACGUGGGCAUCCAGUUGCAGUUCACGGAGCAGACCUCUCGCCAGGUCUUCCGCAGGACCGUGGUGCUGGUGGUAGCCAUAGAGAAGAUGAAAAAGGCAUCGAAAGCGAGGCCCUUCACGGACAAUGAUUUGAGGAGCAUCUUCGACACCGUCUUCGAGACCAUCUCAUUCGAGAGGCACAAUGUCACCCACGCAGUGGAUUCCAUUUACCGUUACUUCAGAUCCAUCUCCUACGAAAUACGGGACACUGACCAGAAGUGCUUCAAGCUGGAGGCUCCCGCCCAGCUGGUGGCUAUGCAUUUGCAAGGCCCCAACAUCAGACACAAAGUGAAGUUAAACAUGGCUCUCUACAGACCGAAAAGCGGCACAAGCAGCCUGGGCUCCAUGAGGUUUCCGGUCGCUCUGGGCAUCAAGGGGAGAAGUCUCUACCUGUCCUGUGUGCACAAUGGCCAGCAACCAGUGCUGCAGCUGGAGGAGGCCGAUAUCCUGAAGGACGUCGAUGGAGCCGAGCUGGAGCGCUUCAUCUUCUACAAGGUGGAAAACGAGAGCACGGCCCAGUUCGAGUCGGCCGCCCACCAUGGCUGGUACAUUUGCACCUCCCCCCAGAACAACCAGCCUGUUGGCGUCACCAACCGGCUCGGGGAAGUGUUCAUCACCAACUACUUCCUCACCCAGUCCAAGCGCUGA
This is a messenger RNA of Emys orbicularis (European pond turtle), 837 nucleotides long. RefSeq names its product interleukin-1 beta-like. The record is from RefSeq and is a predicted model, not a curated record. The coding region runs from base 1 to 837 and encodes 278 amino acids. The transcript is spliced from 6 exons. Gene Ontology annotation, molecular function: interleukin-1 receptor binding; cytokine activity. Gene Ontology annotation, biological process: cellular response to lipopolysaccharide; positive regulation of gene expression; cytokine-mediated signaling pathway. NCBI's taxonomy places the organism in Eukaryota, Metazoa, Chordata, Testudines, Emydidae.